This is a messenger RNA of Coregonus clupeaformis (lake whitefish), 1827 nucleotides long. It is a transcript of the gene dlx6a, whose product is annotated as distal-less homeobox 6a. Gene Ontology annotation, biological process: regulation of transcription by RNA polymerase II; cell differentiation; embryo development. The transcript is spliced from 3 exons. NCBI's taxonomy places the organism in Eukaryota, Metazoa, Chordata, Actinopteri, Salmoniformes, Salmonidae. Gene Ontology annotation, molecular function: RNA polymerase II cis-regulatory region sequence-specific DNA binding; DNA-binding transcription factor activity, RNA polymerase II-specific. The record is from RefSeq and is a predicted model, not a curated record. The coding region runs from base 313 to 1062 and encodes 249 amino acids.
UGACGUUGGGUUGAAUGACCAAUCAGAAGGCGCUGCCCUUUGAAGACAAACCAUUUUACUUGUAGUGUCUGCAUCAAGUCUGGAAGCAAGGACUCAAUUUUAACAGAAUCCACCUUAAAUCUCUGCAUUAACUUAUGCCCAACUUGCGCCAUACCAAGUAAGAAUACCAGAGGAUUAAAAAAAUCGAAGCAAUUGAAUAAUUCGGGUCUUAAUAGGACAAUAUCUGUUCGCUGAGGAGAGAGACAACAACACAGCGAGAGAACCCAUUUGGACUUGAGAGAGGGGGCGAGUGCUCUCAAGGCAGAACAUUUGAUGAUGACCAUGACUACGAUGGCUAACGGUCUGGAGGCACAGGACUCGUCCAAGUCGGCUUUCAUGGAGUUUGGUCAGCAGUCUCACUCACAACAGAGCUCUCCGUCGAUGGCUGCCAGCCACUACCCGCUGCACUGUCUCCAUUCCGGGUCGCACCCAGCUCAUCAUCAGCACGAUAACUCUCCGUACUCCGGCAACAAUUCUUACAACAGGUCGCUACCGUACUCCUACGUGAGCCACCCCCACCACAGCCCGUACCUGCCAUCCUACCACAAUAACACCACUGGCGGUCAGACAAGGUUAGACGGCACAGAGCAGCAGAAAACAACAGUGAUUGAAAACGGAGAAAUUCGUUUCAACGGGAAAGGCAAGAAGAUUCGCAAACCUCGGACGAUUUAUUCUAGUUUGCAGCUUCAAGCUUUAAAUCACCGUUUCCAGCAAACACAAUACCUCGCCCUGCCAGAACGCGCUGAGCUGGCUGCAUCUCUCGGACUAACACAGACACAGGUAAAGAUAUGGUUCCAGAAUAAAAGGUCAAAGUUCAAGAAGCUGCUGAAGGCAGGUGGCAACCCGCAUGAGAGCGACCCUACUAUGCCUGGUUCCAUCGGCCUGUCUCCCCGGUCUCCAGCAAUUCCUCCAAUAUGGGACGUGUCAGCGUCCAGCAAAGGAGUUAACAUGGCGGCCAACGGCUACAUGCCCGGGUAUUCCCACUGGUACUCCUCCCCACAUCAAGAGACAAUGCAGAGAUAGACUGCGUAAAGGGCGGGAAGGCCCGAGGUCUGACUCGAGACGUUCGAACCUUCACAGUUUUACCUGCACAAUUGAUUUCCGUCAGUCUCGAGACAAAAGGGGUGUCGCGUUCGAACAGAGAGAUUCCUUGGAGACAAGAUCGGCUGCUUGUGAAGGAUACUUGAGGACAAAGACUGUGAUAUGAAACACGCUAAAGGAACUAACCGUAUUAACUUACGAAUGACUGUUCAGUGGGAUUGCCUUUGUUGCUUUCAUUCAUGUCAACAUCUGACUGUCAAUAUACCAAAUAUAUCAUUGACAUUUAACCCAUCACUUGGGCACAGAAUGGACUACACUCACGCGUUUUUUGCGAGUUGAACAUGAUGCUAUGAUAUAUUGUUGAAAUCUAAACUGCUCUUUGACUGGGUGUUUUUCUCAUGCAAAACAAAGCAAUCUGUCUGUAAAUAUAUUAUUCGAUUUUAGUUGUACAUUCACUUUUUAUGUUUUGUCUUUCAUAAAUGGAUUAAUCCAUGACUUAAAACAAAGUAUCGUGUUUUGUACUGCAAGAUGAAGAUGAUUGAUAUAUGUAAAAAUGACUGAUGAGCCAUUCCUUGUCAAGGUGUCAUAUGGACGUUCUAAAAUGUAGGUCCCAUAUGGUUUUUCAUGAAAAACUUACAGGCUAUACGUCAUAACACUAUGUUUCCUCUUCAUAAAAAUAGACAUUGUCAAUGCACUGCAAACGAACAAAAUUGUCAAUAUAUAUUAAACAACACUAGAGGAAAUUAA